Molecule: messenger RNA, 486 nt
Organism: Capsicum annuum
Lineage: Eukaryota; Viridiplantae; Streptophyta; Magnoliopsida; Solanales; Solanaceae
Product: secreted RxLR effector protein 161-like
Exons: 2
Coding region: 1-486 (161 amino acids)
Source: RefSeq, a predicted model, not a curated record
AUGAAGUAUAUUCCUUAUGCAUCAAUAGUUGGGAGUCUUAUGUAUGCCCAAACACGUACAAGACCAGACAUCAGUUUUGUUAUUGGGAUGUUAGGUCGAUAUCAAAGUAAUCCUGGAAUGGAUCACUGGAAGGCUGCAAACAAAGUGUUGCGAUACUUACAAGGAACGAAAGAGCAUAUGCUCACUUAUAGAAGAUCUGAUCAUCUAGAUUUGAUUGGAUAUUCAAAUUCAGAUUAUGCUAGUUGUGUGGAUACAAGAAAAUCCAUAUUUGGAUAUUUGUUUCUGUUAGCUGGAGGAGCACUAUCAUUGAAGAGUGCGAAGCAGUCUGUUAUAGCUGCAUCCACUAUGGAAGCUGAGUUUGUGGCAUACUUUGAGGCCACAGUCCAGGCUAAUUGGCUGCAAAAUUUUAUUUCAGGACUUGGACUAGUCGACAAUAUAGCCAGGCUGCUGAAAAUUUAUUGUUCUGACUUAGAUAAAGUACUCUAA